UAAUUCAAAUUCUUCUUUGUUUCAUAUAAAAAAUGACAACUUUAGGUCGUAUUUACGUAUCUUUAUAGAAUAUCAUUUUUUCCUACACCUAUUUUUCGUUAAAAUUCUAUCAUAAAUAAUUAUUAACGAAAAAAUUGAAAAGAAAUAGGGGGUUGAAUAGUUCCUAGUAAAAUGCCAGCCAGUUACAGCUGUGGUCUGCUACUCUAAAAAUGGCGCAUAUUUGCUCUUGUCCGCACAAUAAACAACUUUCGGUUUCGAUUUGCAAAACUUGACAUAUGGGGUGUAUAAACAUGGAAACCGUCUCAUUUCAUGCAGAAUGUAUUCUAGCAGUGAAAACUUGUGAUUGAAGCACUCGUUUUACACGAAAUUGCGCUAAAAGUGGGAAAAUUAAGAUCUAUUUGAUUUGGACUUCUUUCUACUACACAACGGAAGCACAUUUUCGACCGAAUUAUUGGCCUUAUUCCUGGUAAUCUGUUGUUUGGGGAUCUAUACUCCGCACAUAUUUCGUGUAGGCAGGUUUGUAAAAGCCUUCAGAAUUAAAUAUUAACUUGUUAUUGUAUGAUGAUGAGAUGAAUUUAAAGUUUAUAAGCCUAGGCCGAUGAGUCAAUUUGAAUAUCGCUUUUAUCAGACCCAAUUGACAUGGAUAUUAACCAAUACUUUCAUAAAGCAAGUGAUUUACAUUAUGCCUACAUGUAACUUAAAAACGAACAACAUGGUUAAUAUCUCAGUAAGACUGUUUUGUGGGAAAAAUGCACAAUUUUAUUGAAAUCUUAUGGAGCUGUGGAUUUGUUUACGCGUUUAUGCAAACCAGAAAUAAUCGUCUGAUUUUGAUCUAUUAUACGCAAUUUACUGUGAGUCUAGCAGGAUAAUAAAAUACAGUCUCAGUAAAUGAUAUAGAAAGAAAGUAGUGCUUCUACGUCAGAUGUACAUGAACCUUUCGAAAGGUACUAACUUUAAAAAAUGCAAAGAUAUACUUAAAGUACCCACACUACCUCGCAGGAUGUGCAAGAAAUGCUAAUUAAAUCCAUAAAAUGAUCUUUUCGAAGCAUAGAACAAAACCAGACAUAACAAGAGUUGGUUGCUCAAGAGUGGUAAAUAGAUGCUGGCGCAAGUGGAAAUCCAUAAUAAAGAUAAUAUUAAUUAUCUCCAAGAUCGAAAACGACCAAAUAUCAUUUUAAGAAAACAUUAUAUAUGCACAUAAAGAACGAUUACUUCGUAAAUAUUAUAAAUGAAUUAAAUGUUCGCUUGUAUUGUAGGGAGUGCAGACAAUGUCUUUUUACUAAAACAAGACAGCCUUCCAAUUGUGCCAACAGUUAAGCCUCCAGGGCCGAAUUUAGGUGAAAUUGUCAGAAGUCUAUUUCCGGAAACUUGGAUUUGGGAUGAGUAUAAUAUCGGUGCCUCUGGAGAAAUCAGCAUUCACAGAACAGUUCCUGACUCUCUUACAACCUGGGUGACAUCAGUGUUUGCAGUCAACCCAACUACAGGAUUCGGAAUAUGCUCUGAUAAACCAGAGUUUACAGUCAAGAAGAACUUUUUUCUAACUAUGGAUCUUCCAGCUUCUAUCAUCCUCGGCGAAGAAUUUCUUUUGCAAAUAACUGCAUUUAAUUACUUACCAUUUCUACAACAGGUGUUUUUGCAAGUAAUUUUAUCUGAGGAUCCGAAUCAUCCGAUCCCUGCUGCUACCAUUGUGCAAGCAGGAGAGGGACAUUCAACUUUCGUGUUUGUCACCCCUAAGUCACUUGGAGAUUUAAAUAUAACAGUGAUGGCGCGAACUGGUUUCUUUUCAACCUCAGUUUCUGACAUCCUGGUCAAAACUGUCUCUGUCAGGCCUAAUGGCGUGUUCAAAACUGUCAAUGAACAACAUUUGAUAGACGUAAACUCAGACAAUGAGCCUAUUAUAAAAACUUUCGGGUUAGAAGGCCCCGUAGACAUGGUUGAAGGAACAAAAAUAUCGAAAAUAAAAAUUACUGGAAAUUUUAUGAUUCCUAGCCUUGAGGGUCUACAUAACCUGAUACGAAUACCAUAUGGUUGUGGAGAACAAACGAUGCUGAAUUUUGCUCCUGCUAUCUAUAUAACAAAGUAUCUGAAAACAGUCGGGAAAUUGACACCGGAAAUUCAAAAGAAAUCUACUGAAAGUCUCAAGACAGGACUUCAAAAGGAACUUAAAUAUCAGCAUAACGACGGUUCAUUCAGUGCAUUCGGUAACAUAGACCCAUCAGGUAGUUCAUGGUUGACAGCUUUUGUACUGAAAUGUUUCGGCCAAGCUGAUGGACUUAUUCAAAUUGAUGAAGUUAUAAUGUCCAAAGCUAUGAACUGGCUGUUGUCUUGUCAGCAAUCUGACGGCUCUUUCCGUGAGCCUGGAAGAGUUAUACAUACGAGCAUGCAAGCGGGCACUGCCUCGGGAAUAAAGAUGACAGCAUUUAUUUUGAUAUCUUUGCUAGAGAACAAAAACAUAUCAUCAGUCCUGGGUUACAAGCUCGAUAAUGCAAUCACCAAAGGCAAGACAUAUUUAGAAUUGAGGCUGCACACUGCUGAUGACGCAUACAAUCUAGCCAUUGUUUGCUAUGCCCUGGCAAGUGCCAGUAGUUCACACGGUUCAACGUGUUUUAAGAAACUGAAGAUGGCUGCUACAAUUGACGAUGAUAAAAAGUACUGGACGGCAUCAACAGCAGUUGCAAAAAGAGAAACAGGUGAUCGAUCUCUUGCAAAAAGAGCUCCAUCUGCAGACAUAGAAGCGUCCUCAUAUGCUCUUUUGACUUACAUGAAACUAGGAAGAACAUCUGAAGCUUUCCCAAUUGUGAAAUGGCUUGUUUCUCAACGUAAUCCAACAGGGGGAUUUCGUUCAACUCAGGACACAAUCGUUUCUUUGCAAGCUCUCUCCGAUUUUUCAAGCAGUGUCGGCACUGGACCAGCUUCGGAUUAUGGUGUACAUUUCAGUAUCUUGAGCGGUCAAGAUUCCAUCGACUCAUACUCGGCGACCCCUUCUACUUUCGAUGUCGUGCACAGUAUAGAGAUACCAAACGCGCUGAACAGUGUCGAUAUACAGAUCACAGGGACUGGUUUAGCGGUCAUUGAUGUUACAACUUCCUUUUACGUGACUGGUAAUGAGCUUGAUGACUACAUUGCUGUUGAUGUUUCAAUAACAAAAGAGACGAUAAAUACAGUGACGGUUAAGGCAUGUUUGAGUUGGACUGGACCAGAACAAAGUGGUAUGCUGAUAAUGGAAGUUGAAAUUCCGACUGGAUUUCAACCUGAUAAUGAUUUUCUGAAAGCGCAGAGUUUGAUAAAACGACAUGAAGCGAAUGGACGGAAUAUCGCUCUUUACUUCGAUGGCGUUGACAAGAAUGGGGAAGUAUGUGUUGAUGUUAAAAUGGACAGAAAAGACCCAGUUGUAAAAAGUCAAGCAUGCCAUGUAUCAGUGUAUGACUAUUACGACCCAGCCCACCAAGCAAUGACCAGAUAUGAAUUUGGAAUGUUAAAAGAAGCAAAUAUUUGUCUAGUGUGCCCACUUUGUGAAUUUUGCAUGGGCAAUGGAAGCGGUGGAAAGGUUGGUGUCGGACGUUAGGUCUGCGGAGGGAAAUGUCGUUUCAUCGUAACCUCCUGAAGACGCUUUUCAUUUAUUUCGGCAAAUCAUACUGACGGAUAUGGACAGUUUUAUAAAGCCUUCUGUAAAAUACUCCUUGUGGAAAAUCUUAUUUUAACUGUUUACUAACGGAAUUUGACUAACUGGUGAUAUAUUAUGCUAAAAAAUCAAUUUCCUCUUGGUCUUGAUCAGUAAUAUAGUUGUAAGAGCUAUCUUUUUUGAUGUGCUCACUGUUUCUGAUCAGUGACAUUGUAAGAAUAUCAUUAUAUAUUUGCUUAAGGAUUUAUACCAAUAAUACUAUUACAGUAAAUAGUGUUAUUGUUACUUUUUAAUCACAUACUUAUAUUUUCAUAACGAUUGUCAAACACAAAUUGAGAUGCAUCAAACAGGGAAUGUAUCCUCUUUCCGUUACCCUGCUAAAUUUCUAUAAUUAACUUGUCAAUCUUCAAACUUGGACAGUACCAUUAACUGUUAUAAUGGGUGCUUACCAAAAAGAUACUAAUGGAAUGGCGAACAGUGCAGACCAUAAUCAGACUGCACUAAUGUACAGGCUGAUCGUGGUCUGUAGUAGUCGCAAAGGCAGAACCACUUGCUGCCAGCAGGCUAAGGGGCAAGAGUAGCGGACAACUCCUAUAAGGUAACCUAAUAUCUUGCCUAAAUUUGAAUGAAAUCGUGUAUAUAUUUUCGAAACAUUUGUAUGACACAAAACUGCAGUUUUUUUUUUAAUUAAUUUGUUUCACAAAAAAAUAUAUUUGAAGAAUUUGAUUGAUCUGAUCCUGUUACCGUGAACUUAAAGGGAUAGAGUCUCGUUUCUUUAAUGUAUUGUGUAAAUAAUUUUAUCGUAUGUGCUCAGUUUAACCCGUCUGGUUCGUUCUAAAUGUAUUAAUACUUUCCACGACACCACUUUUUUUGUCUUAAAGCUUAUGACUAAAUUUUCAGUAACAUAUAUAGACAAUCUGACUAAAGUACUUGAAGAUCUGAGGAUGACCCAUUCACAUUUAUCUUUCUGUAUAUUUAGAUUUCCGAAGUUAUUUUUAUUUUCACACAUAUUUUUAAUUGAACCAGUCAGACCAUCAAAAUAGCGUUGAAUGUCAAUAUGCAGUAAGUCCGGGGCUCGAAGCCGGGACAACGAGUUCGCUUACAGGGCGUGUGCUUUACUGACUGAGCUAACCAGUUGUCUGACAGCAUACUUGACCAAAUUCAUACCGUGACAUAUAUCUUCUCUCAAAACGCUAGGGUGUGUCGCGAUGUGGUCGUCAUAAAAAUUAUAGAUAUGAAAAUCACAGGCUAAAUAUAAAUUUUUUAAACCUCUACUUUCACUUACGAAAUGUUGACAGCAAGGCUCUGAUUUGCUGGCGGAAGGGUAGUCACAACAACGCUAUCAAUAGCACGUCUUCAGAUCCUAAGCGUAGCGUAAUUGAAUAUGUACUCUAGAUUACAGAUGUAGAGUUUGUGAGAUUAGCUUCCGUAGAUUUAAACUAACGCAAUUCAUUUAAAGGCAAUUUGGGUCAAUAUUGCGGAAUGGUAUUACUUUUGUAUCUUGUGUUGACGUCGUUUCAGGUACAAGAGUCGUUUAUCAAAUGACUUUGUCUGUACCAGGUAGACAAAGAAUAACUUGUAAUGUUUCAGCAGAAUAAGGUGUGAUGUGACAAUAGCAUAUCACCUUAAGGGUCCUUCGAAAUAUAUAGCAUAAUAAAAGCAGUACGUAAUAGGACAUAGAAUAAUAUACGUUAUACAAGAUAUGUUCAACGUUUUUUAACACAAUACAAACCAGUAUAUGUUUAAUGAUUUAAUGAUUUACAUCUAUUGUAUUUUACGUUUGAUUUGAGAUCCUAGACAUUAAAAAUCAUUCUGUAAUCAAGACAUUGUCAUUGUUUGAAGAGUAAAUUGUUUCAGUUUUAAGACGUUUAGGUUCUUUUAGUUAGUUUCUGCAGUCAUCUCUUCCGGACUCUCAAUACUAGUAUAUCAUUGUUCAUUAGGAUGCGUCCUUAGAUCUUGGAGUUAAUUCUUCGGGAGUUAUAAAAUUGUUUUUCCUAAGUUUACGACAGUGCAACGACUGUGAAGAUUAAUGUCUGGAUGUUUCUUGAUAUCAAAAUAACUGAUUCUGAAUUCCAUUGAGUAAACAAAGGCAUACUAUAUAGCUAACGACCAGCUUCACUGUGUAUAUGGUAUAAUUCGGCGGACCCGGAUAUUUUGGGUUAAAUUGAUGCUAUGGUAAAAUCAUAUGAUAUUACUAUGUAAAAACAUAUUAGAUGCAAUUUCAACAAUUUUAUACAUGUUCUGUUGGUCUAUGUAAACAAUUAGUACUACAGAGAAGUAUUUAUAAAUGGAAUGGAAAAAAGCUGUCUGUAAUUAAAGCUGGAUAUAGGAUAUCAUCGUUGAUCACUAACAAUGUACUUGUAACAAUGCAGUUUUGUAAUAAAUAGUCAAAGCAA
Mercenaria mercenaria is the source of this 6018-nucleotide messenger RNA. Its product is annotated as CD109 antigen-like. Gene Ontology annotation, molecular function: endopeptidase inhibitor activity. NCBI's taxonomy places the organism in Eukaryota, Metazoa, Mollusca, Bivalvia, Venerida, Veneridae. Gene Ontology annotation, cellular component: extracellular region. The record is from RefSeq and is a predicted model, not a curated record. Bases 1238 to 3565 code for a protein of 775 amino acids. The transcript has 22 exons.